This is a messenger RNA of Alternaria burnsii, 6801 nucleotides long. RefSeq lists its product as uncharacterized. Bases 1 to 6801 code for a protein of 2266 amino acids. Gene Ontology annotation, molecular function: DNA-directed RNA polymerase activity; S-formylglutathione hydrolase activity; tRNA binding. The record is from RefSeq and is a predicted model, not a curated record. Gene Ontology annotation, biological process: DNA-templated transcription; formaldehyde catabolic process; tRNA re-export from nucleus. Gene Ontology annotation, cellular component: nuclear matrix; nuclear pore; cytoplasm. Lineage: Eukaryota; Fungi; Ascomycota; Dothideomycetes; Pleosporales; Pleosporaceae. The transcript has 13 exons.
AUGUCCGACUACGGCGGUGACGACUACGAUGGCGGUGCCGGUGAUGUCGACGAGCCUCUCAUCGAGUUCGACGAGGAAGCCGAGCCUGAUCUCAUGGACGACGAAGACGACCAGCCCGGCGGUGGUGAAGACCCAGACAACGCCGACCCUAAUGACGACAAUGUAGUAGUAUCAGGCGAUGCCAACGCGGCUGCUGCAGCCAAAGAAGCAUCCAAGAACACAGUCACGAGCGAAAAGGACAAGAAGGUUCCUAACGACAAGCGCACAACCACUCCAUACAUGACAAAGUACGAGAAGGCGCGUGUCUUGGGUACAAGGGCGCUUCAAAUCAGUGGUAACGCUCCGGUGUUGAUUGACGUGGAAGGAAUGACCGAUCCUCUGCAGAUUGCUGCGAAAGAGCUGCAAGAGAAAAAGAUCCCGCUCGUUCCUCCUACACGAUUCUCCCGCUAUUCCACACUGUCCAAUAUGUCUUUCGAAACCACAGGUACCAUCGCCUCCUUUGGGGGCAAGCUUCUCAAGUUGAAGCACAAGUCCGAGAGCACAAACACAGACAUGGAGCUUAACAUGUUCCUACCUCCACAAGCACUCAAAUCCGGAGCCAAGGUCCCCGUUCUGUUCUACCUUUCCGGACUCACAUGUACCGGCAACAACUGCUCAGAGAAGGGCUUCUUCCAGCACGGCGCAGCUAAGCACGGCAUUGCUGUCGUUUACCCCGACACAUCACCAAGAGGUCUUCAGAUCGAAGGUGAAGAUGAAGCAUACGACUUUGGAUCUGGCGCAGGCUUUUACGUCGAUGCCACCAAGGACCCAUGGUCGAAGGGCUACAAGAUGUACUCUUACAUCACCAAGGAGCUUCCUGAAGCAUUGUUCUCAUCCUUCAAAGAACUCGACUCGAGCAAAGUCAGCAUCACAGGACACAGCAUGGGUGGCCAUGGCGCAUUGACAUUGUUCCUCAAGAACCCCGGCAUGUACAAGUCCGUCUCUGCAUUCGCCCCCAUCUCCAACCCUAUCAACUGCCCAUGGGGCCAGAAGGCAUUCAAGGGAUACUUUGGCGAAGACCAGCAACAAAAGUGGAAAGAGCACGACGCGUCAGAGCUGGUAAAGCAAUGGAAGGGUCCUCUGGAGGUGCUCAUCGACGUGGGCACCGGAGACAACUUCUACAAGCAAGGCCAACUACUUCCAGAGAAUUUCGUCAAGGCAGCUAAGGAAUCUGGCAACGACAAGGGCAUCCAACUACGUAUGCAGCCCGACUACGACCACAGCUACUACUUCAUGGCUACAUUUGCCGAUGACCACGUCGAGUGGGCGGCGAAGCAUCUGAACGCGUACUCUGAAAACGCGACAAAAUGGAGAGCCAGGUACGCAUGGCUGUUUCCUCUCUUCGAUCACGUACUCACGAUAUUCAAGGUCGAAAAUGCCAUACAAAUCGCGGCAAACCCGACGUCGAGCCAGGAACUACGCGGCCAAGCUAUCGAAUACCUGAACCAGCUCCGCGCAGAAGGCUCCGCAUGGCAAGCCGCCCUCACACUCUUCGCGCGCGACCCUCGCCCGACCGACUUCGUCCGCCAUACUUCACUCGAACUCGUAAACAAUGCCAUCCAAGAACAUCGUCUGGAUGAGCAGAGUCUUGCAUACAUCAAGGAUACCCUGAUGGGUUACAUCCACGCAUCCUACGUACCAGGCAGUGGAGCUGCAGACACAAGCCACAUUCAGAACAAGCUCAUGCAGACAGUCACUUAUCUUUUUGUAGCACUAUACCCUUCUUCAUGGCAGUCCUUCUUCGACGACUUCCGGUCCUUGGCUGGCGACCAGUCCACCAUCGGGAACGUCAACACAGCGACGACUUUGCUGUACUUGCGUAUGCUUGGUCAGGUUCACGAUGAGAUUGCCGAUCAGCUAGUCGCCCGACCAGAUGACGAGAAGAAGCGCAACACAGAAUUGAAGGACCUCAUUCGACAGCGAGACGCGCAGAAGAUCUCAUUAUCCUGGCAAGAAAUACUCGCAAAGUGGAGGGAGACAGACUUGAAUCUCGUGGAGAUGUGCCUGAGGACCAUCGGGCGCUGGGUCAGCUGGACGGACAUCAACUUGAUUGUCAACCAAGCCAUGAUCACAACCUUCUUGGAAAUGGCGGGUCAGCAAGGAAUCGGCGAUCCCGAGAGCGCUGCUGGAAAGGUGCGCGAUGCUGCAAUCGAUACUUUUUCGGAAAUUGUGGGCAAGAAGAUGAGUCCAGCGGACAAGAUCGAACUGAUCACUUUCCUGAACCUCUCCGAAGUCGUUGGUCAGCUCAUCAGUAGUCCAGCUUUGGCCGACUUCAACAGCUCGAAUUACGACAACGAUCUUGCCGAGACCGUCGCUAAGCUCGUAAACAAUAUCGUAUUCGAUAUUGUAAAGAUCUUGGAAAACGAAGCUGUCGAAGAGCACAUCCGGCAACGCGCAGACGAUCUCAUUCGCAUUUUCACUCCCUACCUUUUGCGAUUCUUCGCCGAUCAAUACGACGAAGUCUGUUCGACUGUCAUUCCAUCUCUCACGGAUCUUCUUACGUUCCUUCGCAAAUUGCAAAAGAAAUCUGGUUCCAUACCUCCACAGUACGCCGCAGUACUGCCACCCGUCCUGGAUGCGAUCAUCGCGAAGAUGAAAUACGACGAAACAGCUUCGUGGGGUGAGGAAGGUGAGCAAACAGACGAGGCAGAGUUUCUCGAUCUCCGGAGACGCCUCCACGUUUUGCAACAGACAGUGACCGCCAUUGACGAACCCUAUUACAUCGAGACCCUCAGCCGCUUGGUCAACGGAACGUUCGGACGCUUAUCUCAGGGAGAUCAGUCGCUUAACUGGCGCGAUCUCGAACUGGCCCUGUACGAAAUGUACUUGUUCGGAGAAUUGGCUGUGAGGAACCAAGGGUUGUACGCGAAACGCGAGCCAUCAUCUGCUGCAGCUCAGCAGCUUGUGACCAUGAUGAACAGCAUGGUUGAAUCUGGUCUAGCAAAUUACCCACACCCUGCCGUUCAGCUACAGUAUAUGGAGAUUUGCGUUCGUUACUACCAGUUCUUCGAACAGAAUCCUAACCUCAUUCCCAAGGUCCUCGAAAAUUUUGUCAACCUUACCCACAGCCAACAUGUCAAGGUCCGCUCGCGAUCUUGGUAUCUCUUCCAACGUUUAGUCAAGCAUUUACGGGCUCAGCUAGGCAACGUGUCCUAUGACAUCAUUCAGGCGGUUGGAGACUUGCUUACAAUCAAGGCUGAACUUCCUGAUACUUCAGAAGACGAGAUGUCGUCUGACGAGGAAGACCAGUCGGCAGAUGCACUUUUCAACUCGCAGUUAUACCUGUUUGAGGCCGUGGGCUGCAUCGCCUCGUCCAACACUGUUUCAGUAGAGAACAAGAAGCUCUACGCACAGACUAUCAUGAGUCCUCUGUUCAACGAUAUGCAGCAGACUCUUCCUCAGGCGAGGAACGGCGAUGAAAGGGCUAUACUCCAGAUCCACCACAUUAUCAUGGCCAUAGGGACGCUAGCUCGAGGUUACUCUGAUUGGGUGCCAUCAAACAACAACAGCGCCGUACCACAGAGCGAGGUGGCCGAAGAGUUUGUGAAAGCAUCUGAGGCUAUUCUUGUGGCUGUUGAAUCCCUCAACUCCUCUGGGUCUAUUCGCCACGCUGCGCGUUUUGCUUUCUCACGUAUGAUCGCUGUCCUUGGCUCGCGUCUACUACAACAGCUGCCAUCUUGGAUUGAAGGACUUUUGUCACUCAGUUCCUCUAUGGAUGAGAUCAGCACGUUCCUCAAGGUCCUAGGUCAGGUCAUCUUCACUUUCAAAUCAGAGAUCGCUGGUAUCUUGGAUACCGUUAUGAGCCCAGUAUUGCAACGCAUUUUCACAGCAUUGGCGGUCGUUCCUUCAGGCACAGAUGACGAGAUCCAGCUAGCUGAGCUUCGUCGAGAGUACCUAAACUUUAUUGUUGUGGUUCUCAACCAGGGUCUCGGUUCUGUGUUUGUUAGCAAUGCGAACCAAACGACUUUCGAGCCUAUCAUCUCAUCCAUCGAGACAUUCGCUCGCGAUACACACGACUACCCUACCGCACGCCUCGCUAUCUUUGUGCUUAUUCGUAUGGUCUCAGUGUGGGGUGGGCCUGACAAGGUUGGGCCCGGCGCGAACGCUACACCCACAUCUCCCGACACCGCUCAAGCACCAUUGCCAGGUUUCGACAACUACGUCGUAGAAAAGUUCUCCCCGUUAGCAUGGUCGAUACCCGCAUCGCCAGGGUUCAACUCUAAAGAUGCGCAGGCUAAGCAGGUACUGUUCGAGACUGCCAACCUGCAACAUGAGAUCAUCAAGAAGGUCGGCGAGUCUUAUGUAGAUCGCCUCAAGAGCGAUCUCGGUGGCAUGGGAGUGGGCGAUGAUGGUGCGGACCAGUACCUGCGCACUCUUGCCGGCUCAUUUGAAGGACCGAAAAAAGAGAAGGAAUGGCGUAACUUCUACGUCCAUUGGGACCUGAGGAACAGUGUGGAGAUGGGAUUCAUCACAUCGUACGCGUCACGGAGCGCCUCCGAGUCAACAUCGGCAAUUGCAAUCAUGAAUGCCAACAAAGUUUCGCGAUGGAGCCCUUUUCGUCGGCACAAAUUGAGUGGACAGACAGUGGAAGUGGAAGAGAGGGAUGAUGCGCCUGCGAAUGCAAGUACCACACCCGUGACCGGGGCGAAUACGAAAUCGAAAUCGAAGACUUGGGAGACGACGGUAGAGAGAGUUGAAAGCUGGCCUGAGGAGGCUCGGCCACUGAAGAAACACACAUGGCUUUCGUAUCUAUAUGGCAUCGGAGAUCUCAUACUGGUACUGCUACCAGUAUACUUCAUUUUACUUGGGGUUGCAGUCAUUGCGCUUAAUGGAAAGCCCACUAAGGGAUCUGACUUCGGUAAGAAAGUUGAGUUUGCCAUGGAUCUAGGUCCAACCAUGUUUCCCAUCGCCUUUGCGGCUAUAAGCGGACGAAGCAUGAAGAUGGUUGCACGUUUCCUAGCGGAAAGAGGGACCAAGAUCAGCACUCUGGAGCUACUUAUGGCUAGUCAGUCCGUUUGGGGAACUGUCGAAAGUCAACUCACCAUGCAGCGACUGACGCUUGUUGGCAUUAAUCUUCUUUUCCUGUGGGCUCUAUCACCACUCGGAGGUCAAGCCUCCCUUCGACUCAUGACAAGACAAGACCUAAACAGUUUCAAUAACACAAAGCUUCGCUACAUGACUACUGGCCCUGGCGGAAGUAUGUGGGGCUUGUCGUCCACUUACGUUGGCAGUGGGAAAUUCGCGGACGCAGGGGCACUCUAUACUGCAGCCUUGUUGGCACCUUUGGACACCAAAACCGGCCCAAGGGACCCGUGGGGCAAUGUCAAAAUUCCGAAUCUAGAGUUGCUCAAUAGCACAGGCCCGGAUGCGGAAGGCUGGGUUACAGUUGGGAACAUUCAGCAGCCAGAGAUAUACUCUGCACUUGUUGGACUAUCAGUGGUUGGACUUCCGCAUGCAGGCAAGUCAAACUUCACUAUCGAGUCGACCUAUCUCACAGUGGACUGUGGUCGCUUCAACCAAACACCAUACCCAGGUACCGAUAACGACACCAACCGAGCUCAAACGGACUUUGCUAAACUCGAUGAGCUUGUUCCUGGUAAAGUGUGGCCCAACAAGUCAAUGAACAACCCUUUCGAGCCAACCGAGGGCCAGCGUACGUCGUUCUUUAUCGAUACAAACCUUGGGUCGACCUGGGAUACAGAAGACCCUACGUAUGAGCCACUCCUAGGACGUCUGGACGCUUACAUCGGUAAUUAUAACCAGACCCGUCUCGACAUGAAACUAGCACAAGAAACGAGGGAGCUGAUCUACACUUCCAUCUAUGCAACCAGUUCGGAUUCGUCGGAGUUUGGCUUGAACAUUGCGCAUUGCAAGUUGGCUCAGAAACAUGUUGAGGCAAUGAUCGAAUGCAUCGGAGAGCAAUGUGCAGCGAAAAAAAUCAGAAAUUCACUUUCAGAUUUACGUCCCUCGAUGUUCACGCCUUUCGAACACGGUGUGAUCAUGGAUGGAUUUGCACGGCAGUUUCCACUUGCAGUGGCCUUCACCAUUGGAUCAAGUCCGAGUGAGCGAUACCUUGCGAAUAGUUCGGCUUUCCCAUUUGUACAGCAAGCUGGUCAUCAGGCACAGGACGUUGCGUACACUAACCUCUCACUGGUCGAACCGGAGGUCUUUUCUCGGCGCCUGAGCUCGGCGAUAAACACUUAUUUCCAACUCACCAUUCAGCCAACGGGUUAUUUUGGUAGCUUGUCGAAGAACCUAUCAUUAUACGGACCGGAUACACUACCUGUUACUGAUGUCAACAAGUACUUGCCGAGCAACUUUUCCGCUACGAACAACUCCUUCUACGACUGGUGGCCCACAUUUGAUGCAGUCGUACAGAGCAGCGAAUCUCCAUUCAUUGGGGCAACAACUACAGCAACGACAACGACUACGCAAGAGAUAUUUGUUGGUAACAUUGCAUGGCUUUCACUUCUCAUGGUCUCCUCGACGACAAUUUUCGCCAUAGGAGUUGCAGCAUUAAUGCUGAAGCGACGCACACUUGGGCCUGAGCUGUUUGGUUAUGUUACAAGCAUGACUUACGAAAACCCAUGGAUGAAGAUUCCCAAUGGGGGAACCGGGUUGGACGCUCCAGAACGCGCCCGACUCCUGCGAGAUGUUCAGGUGCAUGUCGCUGACGUCCGCGGUAACGAUGAUGUUGGCCAUAUCGCCUUUGCCGCCGGUGUUCCCCUGCGAAGACUAGAGAAAGGACGCCUCUAUUAUUGA